AUGAAGAACAACGUUUUUGAACAUGUGGAUUUGUCAGUUGCGCCAAUGGCCCGCGCAGAUGUCGAAGAACGAUUAGACAGUUUACACAAAAUAGAUGAGGUGAAUCUUGCAUCCACAGCUAUUGCUACGUUGCGAGCAGGGAAGAUUUCCAAAGGCCCUACGACACAACGUGAGUUUAGUGAAGCAACAGCAGCAUAUUAUACAGAGCUAGAGCGGACUUCGGUUGCACUACGACGUGAGAUCCGGUUAUUAAAUGAUGUUUCUGGAGAUAAGGUGAUGCCAGUCAAUGUUGUACCUAAGGCAACAGCAGUUGGAAGACAAAAGGAAGAGGCCAUUUGGUUAAGCAUUAGUGAGGAGAAAAAGGGUAGUAGUGGGAAAGAAGAGGAAGAACAAGAACAAGAACAAGAACAAGAAAAAGAAAAAAAAGAAGAACAAGAAGACCAAGUAGAAGGAAAAGGAGAAAAGGAAAAGCAGGAAAAGCAGGAAAAGAAUGGUGAUGAUGGAGAUGUUGAAAUGACAGAUAAAUCAAGCAAAAAUGAUGUUGUUGAUGUUGUUGAUAAAAGUACCGACAAAAUUAUUAAAGACCUUCGGGACACUAGCGGAGCAACAGCAACAACAACAGCAGAAGAUUCAAUUGAGGAAGCCGUUGAAGCUGCGACAGGUGUUGUAACUGACGAGCGCAAAUUAGGCAAGUUAAGGCUGAUUACGAAAUAG
This is a messenger RNA of Magnusiomyces paraingens, 714 nucleotides long. RefSeq lists its product as uncharacterized. The record is from RefSeq and is a predicted model, not a curated record. Gene Ontology annotation, biological process: regulation of transcription by RNA polymerase II. The coding region runs from base 1 to 714 and encodes 237 amino acids. Gene Ontology annotation, cellular component: mediator complex. Lineage: Eukaryota; Fungi; Ascomycota; Dipodascomycetes; Dipodascales; Dipodascaceae. Gene Ontology annotation, molecular function: transcription coregulator activity. The transcript has 2 exons.